Molecule: messenger RNA, 711 nt
Organism: Desarmillaria tabescens
Lineage: Eukaryota; Fungi; Basidiomycota; Agaricomycetes; Agaricales; Physalacriaceae
Exons: 4
Coding region: 1-711 (236 amino acids)
Source: RefSeq, a predicted model, not a curated record
AUGAUUCCCAUGAUCAUGUGGUUUACAAUAUGCUCCAUAAACCCGGCGUUUACAACGUCGCGAUGCGUCCUCCCCAUGAUCACGUGCAUGAGGCACAACGUUACUACUUCGUGCAAGCUUUCGUUUUUCCACAAUGCGUCUAACCCGGUCCAUUGGAAGGCUCGCCAAUCAAUGUUGCCUUUUGGCAUUGAAGAAAUCAUCUUCCGUCGCACGACAGCAUCUGAAGAUCCCGAAACUCUCAAUGUGGAUCCCGACUUGCAUCCUGUUCUACAUGACCUUGACCUCAGCUCCGAUGAUGAUACCGAGUUGGAAUCCAUGGAAGGGGAGCCAUUGGACAAUUGUUUGAAGGGGUUAAAUUUAAAUACAAAGUCAUUCCAAAGAAGCAUCAACCUGCAGAUGGUUAAGGACACCAACGCAGCAUGCGACAAAAAGCCCGAGACUCCGCCAGGCGUCAUCGAAAAAGAAAGGCAAGGGCGGAGGCCGAUGGCAUUCAAACUGUUCAGGUGGAAGAGGACGGUUUUGACGCAGCCUCCCUCCCGGCAUCUAGCACUGGAUGGCAGGGUCAGCGAUUUUGUUCUUGGGUUGGAUCAGUUACCAAAACUAAAUUCUAUAAUCGAACUUUGGGUCCAGUCCUCCGAAAUUUCUACCGCUUACUAUUUGAUCCAAUUUGCCAGCAACCCACGCGGAUUCUCGAUUCGUCUGGCCGUCUGA